Molecule: messenger RNA, 668 nt
Organism: Dermacentor silvarum
Lineage: Eukaryota; Metazoa; Arthropoda; Arachnida; Ixodida; Ixodidae
Product: nucleolar protein 16
Exons: 1
Coding region: 116-619 (167 amino acids)
Biological process (GO): ribosomal large subunit biogenesis
Cellular component (GO): nucleolus
Source: RefSeq, a predicted model, not a curated record
AGACAAGUUGGCGUUUUGUGCGGUGUGUUUGUGAUCGUGGCGCUCAGACGCACGUGGUGGUUCUAAUUUUCGGCAGUCUUAAGCAAGUGGUCCGUUUUUCGAGUGCUAUCAAAUCAUGGGAAAUGCCAAGAAGACCAAGAGGCGACACCGCCAGACGUACAGCGCCAACCACAAGAAGAAGCUGAAGAAGAAGCUGAAACGCCAAGUUAAGAUCAAGAGCACGCUUAUAAAGCAAGCCUGGGAAGAAAACAAAGGUAUUUUUGACAACCUGCGUGACAUGGGCAUCGCAGCGGACGCAAACAAGGCAAUCCCCAUGGAGGUCGAUGCUCAGCCGGCGACUAAAGGCAAGCGAAAAACACGCGCUCCUAAAGAACACGUCGUGGCACAACUUGAAGCCGCGGCUUCUGAGCCUAGGCCCAGCACGCUGCGCAUGUCGGGAGACGACGUCAAGUUCUGCGUUUACAUGUUAGAGAAGUACGGCGAGGACUACGCUGCCAUGGCCAGAGACCGGAAGAAUCACUUCCAGGACACGCCUGCCCAGAUUAGGCAGAAGAUAAACACCUUCAGGAAGAUCCCCGAACAGUGGAACGCUUACAUGCGGGCUAAAGAGCUCGCAUAAGUGGUUGGACGUGUUGUGUUGCUAGAAUACACGUGUUUUAAAGACAUAA